Molecule: messenger RNA, 3903 nt
Organism: Nothobranchius furzeri (turquoise killifish)
Lineage: Eukaryota; Metazoa; Chordata; Actinopteri; Cyprinodontiformes; Nothobranchiidae
Gene: rnf6
Product: ring finger protein (C3H2C3 type) 6
Biological process (GO): ubiquitin-dependent protein catabolic process; positive regulation of DNA-templated transcription; protein ubiquitination
Cellular component (GO): cytoplasm; nucleoplasm
Molecular function (GO): ubiquitin protein ligase activity
Source: RefSeq, a predicted model, not a curated record
CUUGUUUCAGACGGACGGUUUAAUGCUUGUACCGCUGGUCCCAUCUUGGGUUGUGAGAGGUGAGAGCUGAGCCAACCGUCCAUAUUAUAACUGCCUUGUCAGCACUCUCCAUGGUGAUGGACCCUCCUGGUGGGGGAGAUGAACGCCAGAGGCAGGCAGAGCGUCUUCGACGGGAGGAGGCAUACUAUCACUUCAUAAAUGAACUGAGUGAGGAAGAGUACCGUCUCAUGAGAGACAGCAACCUGCUGGGCACCCCAGGGGAGGUUACUGCAGAGGAGCUGCGACAGCGUCUGGAUGGAGCAAAAGAGCGUGUGUUGUCUCAGCCCGGCACUGAGCAACGCUCACAGACUGCUGACGCUGGAGAACAACAGAGCAGUAGCAGCGGGGGAGAGGAGAGAGGUGCUGGAGGAAGAGGAGGGGCAGGGAACACAGAACCUGGAGCAGAACCUUCUAAUGGCGAUUCAUUACUGGAGUGGCUCAACACUUUCAGACGUACUGGUAAUGCCACCCGGAGUGGACAGAGCGGCAACCAGACAUGGCGGGCUGUUAGCCGGACCAACCCCAACAGUGGGGAAUUUCGUUUUAGCUUAGAGAUCAACAUAAACCACGAUCAACCUGAGCCUGGAGAGCAUAAUGACGGUGUGAACACCGCAGAUACUGCAGAGCUGACUCCUUCAAACACAACAGCACCCUCUACACGCACUGCUUUCUCACUCUCCAGCUCUCGCCCUUCAGCUGCACCAAGGUCAGCCCCAUAUCCUUCCCCCCGUCCUGCCAUCAGUAGGAGGAUGGAGACUCGACGUACACGUAGCAGCACUACCACUCCUCCUGUUAGCCUCCAUGUGCCGCCACCUCCAGAGAUUUCUGGUCAAAGGAGGGUCAACACUUUGCACUCUUCCGCACCUUUGUCUGUUGUCCCCAGUUCUCUUGUUGAUCAAACCACACCUUCCCAGCGUCCGCUCCUGCAUGUAGAGGUGGAGCAAAGGCAGGAUGGAAUGUCUACUCCUCCAGACUGUCCUCAGGUGUCACUCCAAUCUGAAUCACAGGCCCCACCUGUGGAACACGAAUCACGCAGCAGUAGGACUCGAUCGCGUGGUCGUGCCCGUAGGGCUACAACAGGGAGUGGAGUUUCAUCUCGUGUGUCUAGAAGAAGUCGUUCUCCUUUGCACAGAACACCUGUUCCAAGUACUGCACCAUCCUCCAGCAGCGUCCCAAUUGGUUUUGCUGUCCACACUCAGCCAGCCAGUGUAACAACCUCGGUGUCGAUGGAGACUGGGGAGACCGUGUCAGAACCUGCUGCUCUAACCGAGACGGCUGUGGAGACUGUGGAGCUUGAGAGGGAUUCACAUGUCACAGGAGCUGGAGGUUCAGCAGUGAGACGCCACCCCACCAUCAUGCUGGACCUGCAGGUGAGAAGGAUUCGACCUGGCGAGAACCGAGAUCGGGACAGCAUCGCUAGCAGAACGCGUUCUCGCGCUCGUGUUGCCGAGAAUACCGUCACGUUUGAAAGCGACAGUGGAGGGUUUAGGCGCACCAUCUCUCGAUCUGAGCGAGCUGGGAUUCGCACUUAUGUGAGCACUAUUCGGAUUCCGCUGAGGCGCAUCAGUGAGACGGGCCUUGGAGAACCGAACUCUACUGCCCUACGCUCGAUCCUGCGCCAGAUCAUGACUGGGUUUGGAGAGCUUAGUUCUCUUAUGGAAACGGAGGCUAAUUCUGAAUCUGUUCCACCUAGCCACGCUGAUGUUGGCAGUACAAAUAGCAAUUCCAACCCAACCGGUCGUCUACAUUCAAAUGAGAAUGUGUCUGGCCAGGAUGGUACCGGGGAGGUAGUUCAGGAGAGGGAAGGACUGGCGGGAAAUGAGGAUGAGCAAAGUGGGCAAGCCAGACUUGGGGGUGGAGUAGUAAGUAGCACUGAUGGACGGGUUAACAGUAGAGACACCAACAACCUGGUAGAAAAUGGCACCCUACCCAUUCUGCGGCUGGCGCACUUCUUUUUGCUCAACGACGAAGACGACGACGAACAUCCGAGGGGCCUGACCAAAGAGCAGAUUGACAAUCUGUCGACGCGUACGUAUGGUCAGGCCAGCCUGGAAGGUGAGAUGGGUCGUGCGUGCAGCGUGUGCAUCAACGAAUAUGCUCAAGGGAACAAGCUGCGCCGCCUGCCCUGCUCCCACGAGUUCCACAUCCAUUGCAUCGACCGCUGGCUCUCCGAAAACAACACCUGCCCCAUCUGCAGGCAGCCUAUACUCGCCACGCUUCACGACUGAAUUCUUUUCAUUAAAUACCUUAUCAUGCUCAUGGCUGGCUGAACUGAGUUAAUCCAGGUGGGUUUGGCGUGUACAUAUCGCUUUUAUGGUCUAAUUUCAUUGUUUUUGAAAGAGGUUGAACCAAAAGUGUGAAAGAAAGAAACUAUAAGUGCAGAAAUUUAACAAAACUAUUUUUUUAGAUGCUUCGUUCUCAGUAAGUCAGUUUAUUUUCUUCUUUGGCCUUAGUUGCUACCUUUUACACGAAGCUGCAGAGGUAUGCAUUUCAGCUGGGCAUUAAGAAGCCACUGCUGAAUGUUUUUUCUUUCCCCACAGCUGGAUUACAGAAAUCUCUAGGUUUUAUUAGUGUGAGCUGUAAAUAACCACCGCUUGUUAAAAUUUCUGAAGUAGGAUGUGACUCACAUGUCAUCUGUGCAGAACGGAAGAAGGAAUUUGUUUUUCUUUUCCAAUUCACUAUUUUAAAGCAUCAAAUCCAUUUAAAAUGUGUCUUUAUAGUUCAUUAAGAAAUAUAUGAGCUUGGCAUUUUAUUUUGUACGUUUAAUAGUGUUUCUUGCAAUAGAGAAAUCCACUAUAACCUGCCACUUUGAAAUUAGUCACAAAAUUUGAAAGGCCUCUUCGGUUCCAAUGAAAUGCCGUAGACGUGAUAAUCAGGGAUUCAGGCUUGUUUGUUAUGAGUUGUGCAAUGUCAAGAGGAGAAAGUACCGCCUUGCUAUUCAUCGAAUGUUUACAUUGUAAUGCCUGAUGGGCUUUUCCAGUUCAAAACAUAGUCUGAAAUCGAUGUCUUCUCUGUUCCCGUUGCUAAGUCAGAUCCUAAUGUGUCUGGUGAGUAAAAACCUGGGAGAUGUACCGAAGGGGAUUAGGGCCACUGGAGAGAAAAAUAAAUUUGACUUUAGUCUCAGAUUUCUGACUUUUUUUCUCAAAAGUCAAAAAGUCAGCCGUUCGUGGAUGAAGUUGGCAUUCAGAGGAAAAAUGAGGAAUUUUGAAGCAAACGCCUUUUUUUUCUAUUUCAGUGCCCUAAUCCUCUUCCGUAGAGAUGACAUUGAAAGUUGGACAAAUUUCUUCAUACGUCUCUAGCUAAUUGAAAUAUGUCACAGAUGUGUAGCAGUUGUGCGACACAUUUGUUAAUAGCAUCUGACACUUAAUAUAUUUUUCAUCUUUAUUUCCUCAAUUCAGUUUUAUUUUUCUACGUUAGAUGCACAAAUAUUUCAUUUCUAGUUUGUGAGCGAUGGAUUGUGGACUAAACUACCAUAAGUUGUUUCUCCCACCGGUCACUUUAUUCACAAACCGUAACGGUGCACACACACACACGCCAGUCACAACACCACGACAGCUUGUGUCGCUAACAAAACUGCAGGAUUAAUGUGGUCUAGUAUGUAGGAAUGUGCGAGAGUAUUUUAAGUGUGUUUGGUUUAAGUAUGAGUGUCUGUUUGAACGGAUGGCCUGGUGUCCAUUAAACCCGGUUCGACUAAUGUCCGCUUUGGAGGCUCUGUGGACAAACCGUUCAGAAGUAUUUAUUCUGUUUCCUAUUUUAAAGAUGGAGAUCUGCUUUUGAAAUGAAAAUGGUUUAUGUUGCAAUGUGAAGAGAGUAAAUGGUUAUGAUGAAAAUAAUACUAUGUAAUAAAUGAAAGAUAUCAGCUUU